UUAUUUUGGGGCAGAUCGAUCUAAACUUUAAGAAGCUUUAAAACAAAACAAACCUGACGAGCUUUACGACUAUUUACUCUCCACGAAUAAUGCCAACAGCUCCAUCCAUCUUUUUUUUAUUCUGAAUCCCGUCACUUAAUUUGGAUUUCAAUUAAUCCUCACAAUGUUCUCGCCUGCAGUCAACGCUGGUGCUCCCGCUCCAGUAAGGAGUAGUAGAAGACGACCACGGCCUUCUUCGAACGAGAAUUCAUUAGCACAACCAAAGAGCAAGAGAGUUCGAAGCUCAUACGAUGAUCAGACUUUUGCGCCAAAUGGUACACCCGAAAUGGAUGAAGCAAAAAGCAAUAAAGUAGCUACUUUAGUGAGGCGCGAAAGUCCUAAGGAGGUCGCAAAUCCGAGACGGGAGAUAGCAGUAAGAGGCAAGAAGUCGAAAGGAGCAGAAAGGCCUGGAAAGGGAGAUGGUAGCGUGGUCCUUGUGAGUUGUUCAGCAUGACAUUGUGUUGCAACUGUUAGAAACUGAUGAUUUACAUCCUCUGGCAGACUAAGAACGAUACCUACACAGUUAGUAAACUUCCAGCUCUUCCAGAUCAAAUUCGCGCAGAUAUUACAGGUAUUUAUCACCUUUCCAUUGAUGUAUAAAUCCAUUACUAAAUCUAAUUGAAAGCUCAUCUACAUGGCGCAAUUUAUUCAGAUAGUGGUUAUGCACUUGCUCUCACCCAUUCUUACGCAUUUGUCUGGCCAUACGCAAUCAACAUUCCUUCCCCCGAAACUUUUACAUUCGCUUUACCUCACAGCAAUAAGCAUGUAUCAGAUCCUCUUCCUCUUGGUUCGCUUGUCUCACCUUCUGCAUCAUCUUCGGAGCCAGGCCUUGUCGUUGUCAUACCUACUACCGGAAAAAUUACAUAUUGGGAGUCUAUCGCUAGUGCCGCUACCCUUGACCUGAUCAAACUGAAAAGUAACGGAGUAGGAUCAACUAUAUCAGGAAUGCUUUCCGGGGAAACCGUUGUGCAACUUUUGAAUGCGGAAACCGCCGGGUUCGUCCUGGCAUUUAGUACCGGACGGCUAGCUUAUUUGAGAGUCAGAGAUGGACAUGGAAGGCCCGAGAUAUCUGUUCAAUUCUUGAGAGGAUCAAGCGGACCUUUAGCAGGAGGCAUAUUCGGCAGUCUGCGGAAUGCACUGUCUAGCUCAGCAUGGCGCGGGGAUAUUGCCGCGGUUCGCGCUGGGCCACAAGAGCAUGUAGGAGACCGAAAUGUUGUCGUCGCAACAGGAAAGGGAAGAAUACAACUCUGGAAUCUCCAAAGAGAUGGACAGAAUGCGCUGCAUGCCGAAGCUGAGGGGCGGGAAGCAAUCGUAAUGGAAAUCAAAAGGGCCGAACCUACUCUAUCCAACUUGUCAUUAGAAACGUUCGAAGUUCUCGACUUCACUUUCACACCUCGAUCGCCAGAGGACCGCUACGACGUGGGAGAUCAACUGCUGUUGCUAACCUCCCUCUCCAAUCGACACACAAGUCACUACACACUUGUCGACGUUAUUCUUAGACGGGAUCAGUUGAUCGUCGAAAAUGUUCAACUACUCAAAUCUUACACCACCACGGUCAACAAACAUGCAAUUUCAAAAGCACGAAUUUACCUACCAAGUCCAGCGCUUGUUGCCUAUAUCGUCUUUGAUCGUGCUGUGGUUGUUGUUUCCAGGGAAAAACAAUCAGAUUCGCCCGAGUCGCAGCUUCUUUCCGAAAAUCAUACACUGUCGCCGUCAUUUGAAGACGUUGUAGACUUCAGGGAAGAUACAAACGUUGAGAUUGUCGGGUCGGGCAUGGAAGAACCUCAAAACAUUCAACAUGGAAUUGAGGAAGCAAAGUCGCGCAAAUACAAGGCAAGGCAUCCGGCCGCCGUUCUGUUGGUUCGAGGUGGGGGCGUGAUACGUGUGGCGGCCACCGAUAUUGACAAACUCACAUCUAGCACAAGACGGCAAGUCACUGCGAAAAGCAAGCUAGAACAAGCAGUAUUCUACGGCACAAUGGCACAAAAUCCUUUGAGCUUUGCGGGACGAUCAGAAUUGCAAUUUCCUGCAGAAGAAGUUGGAGCAGCUGCUUUGGAAUUGAGCACAGAGAUCGUGGAAUCUAUAACCAACUUCAUUCCUUCAGUUUCUGCCUCGCUCGAGCAACAUCUUAAAAGGCGGGCAGCGGCUCUUCAUGAUCUUGCUAAGCAUCUCAAAGUGACUGGUGUAGAACUUGACAGGGUCACGCGGUGGAAGCUACUUUGGGAUGCAGAAAGAAUGACAGCGGCUACAAUUAUCUGGCAGCGCUAUGAUGCUCGCAUUCGAGAGCUACCUGAAGGACAGAAACGGGGGCUCCUCGCAGAACUUGUGGACCACAUUCAUGAAAAUUUCAAAACAGAGCCUGUUACUGAGAAGGGCGAAGUCGAUCGUGUUCGACAUUUUUUUAUUCAUGAUGUUGCUAAAUUACCUUUGGCGAUACCAUGGGCCUUUCAGAUUCUCAAGUACGCAUGGCAGGACGGCCAAAAUUCUCCUGCUUCAGUAGUCGAAACAUUAAGUCAAUCUAACGACAUGAUGAUUGGUGCAUUGGAGGGUGCAUUUGACUUUCGCAUGGAUAAUUUACGACUCUAUGGGUUGCAAUCAGAAGUAUUGUCACACGGAAUCUUAGAAGAAGGCUAUGAAGGACUCCCAGAGUUUUGGACUUCGACUUUCUACGUCGCCGAAAACGUUCGAAAGCAAACAGACCUUGUUUCUAUGCUACUCGGAGAAUAUUGGAAUAAGCCUGUUACGGAAGGCAGCGCGGAUCCUGAAAUCCUCGACAAAAUACGAUUAGAGUAUCCUGCUCUAAUCGAUAUGGCUAUCCGAUCCAAUGUGGAGAGGAUACGCUGGGUAUCGGCGCAAGACUCACCACAACUUCAAAUGCAGGCAGAAGGCCUUCAAAACCUACAAUCAAUUUCGCAAGAUAAACAGCUACAGAAUCUUGCCGACACAUGGGAACUUCCCGAUGAAGCAAUGGCAAUUGCAGAAAAACACGAAAUUCUACAUACAUUAGCCUCUGUUCUGAUGUAUGAGGUCGUUGUCUGUGCUGAAGGACUUGGUACGCCAGGCAUUAGCGAAGAUGAAUGUGAACAUCUUAGGAAGCGAGAAAAGGACCUUAAUGAGCGGAUGGACAAGUAUUUUGCAAACUUUGGUGCCAGCUGGGCUGCCGCCCUGUAUGAGUAUUUUAUCAGCAAUGGACAAGUCCAACAAAUGCUCAAUGAGUAUCAAACUCAUCAAGCAUUCCUUACCGCGUUCCUACGUGACAAACCGGAGUAUGCGAAGAUUGGUUGGAUUCAUGAGAUUACUCGAGAAAAGGAUUACGACGAGGCCGCAAGAAUGCUUCUUGAACUCGGAUUAGAUCGGGAACGAGAUGUCUGGAGCAAAAAGGUUGAGCUGAGCAUUGGCAAACUUUCGCGUAUGGCAGGCCGAAAUUACAGUCAGACAAAUGGAAUCCUCAUCCCUGACGGAGGUGAAGCGGAACUUGUCAGAGCAAAUCAAGAGCUUGGAUUGAUCAAAAUUCAAGAUCUGAUUUACAAAUACAUAUAUCCCACCAUCAGCACGGCCAUUGACGGUAACGCUGAAGUCCAACUGGCUUUGGAAACUCAUGGAAAUAAGAGUUUGAAGCAACAAUUCUCUUUCAUGAACCUUCUCGAAAAUAGCAUGACUCUACUCGUCAAGCAUGAGUCUAUGGAUGCUUUCAGUUUGGUUGAUUUGCUUACCUUAAUGGGUGAUGAUUUUAGAGCCAUGGAACAAGAUGAUUUCAGCAUUACCAGGUUUUAUUGGGCCCUCGAAGCUAUCCGUUUAGGUGUUUCAAAUAAAGAAGAGAGGUUGCUCAUGCAACGUGUUAUCUGGAGAAGAUGUCUCUUGAGAGAUGACUGGGCUGCGAUGAACAAUACAGAGGCGAAGGACGAUCAAUUUGUAGAAGAUCAAUUAAAGACAACAGCCUUGUAUUCGACACUUAAGAGCUGCUUCAAAAAUCGUAAGUAUUAUGGUUCCAACAACCUAUGUUAGGAACGCAGGCUGACCACAUUUUCAAUAGGCAUCUUCGAAAAGGAUCUCAUAAUCAGGCCACUAAGUCCUCAGGAGGUUAUUGGCGCAUGCACAGAUGAGCUAGAACAACGAUGGUCUCGAAUUGACGCCAGCAUGCGUAAACGUAUGAUGGAAGAUUAUCAGAUUGAAGAUGAAGCAUUAAAACUCUACCUCGAGACGGCUAGAAUAGAAAAUUGGCAUCAACAAGCGGCUGAACUUGCAAAACAAGAUUUCAGAAAUGAAAUUGGUGCUGAAACUACAGAGGGCUCGAUUAUGGAUAGAGAGGCGGCUAGGACUCUGGAGGAUCUGGAGAAGAGUAUUGCGGAUAAUGAGAAGGAGACGGCGGAAAGCAUGUUGUUUUCGAGGCCGAGACAUAGGGUUAGACCAAAGUUUGAUGGAAGAAGCAGUGCUAGUGGGAGUGUGCGCGCUGGUAGUUUUAGAAGCUCGGUCAAGUUGUAUUGAAGGAUAAGUGAGUUAGGAUAGGAAAAAAAGAAACAUGUACAUGGGAUGGUUUGUAAGAUUCGAUUCUGGCAGAUCUUUUAUUAGGGUAUUGCAGUCAGUAUUAUAUCACUGGUUUUCAUUAGCGUGGAGUUUGUGGACUUCUUUGGUUUGGUUUGGAGUUUGUAAACAAAAUCGAUUAAAAUUAGCUUGAUGAUUAUGGAUGGAUGGAUACGAUGGGUUAGGAUAGGAUAGGAUGGAUAGGAAGAAUGAAAAAAGAUUGGUAUGAAUUAUCGGUAUUAGAUGACCUCG
Messenger RNA from Sclerotinia trifoliorum, 4812 nucleotides. NCBI's taxonomy places the organism in Eukaryota, Fungi, Ascomycota, Leotiomycetes, Helotiales, Sclerotiniaceae. The record is from the annotation of a GenBank genome assembly.